AUGGCGACCGCGGAAGCCGGCCCGGAGGCCUGGCGGGGACUCGAAGUACGCCAGGCGCCGACAGAGCUCAGCGCCGCGCGGGGGCGGGAGCAGGGCGCGACGGCGGGGGCUGGAGGCGGGACGGGGGCGGGACGCGGCGGAGGGGGCUGGAGGCGGGGAGGGGCGGGGCGCGGCGGAGGGGGGCUGGAGGCGGGGCGGGAGCAGGGCGCGACGGAGGGGGCUGGAGGCGGGGCGCGGCGGAGGGGGCUGGAGGCGGGGCGGGAGCAAGGCGCGACCGCGGGGGCUCGAGGCGGGGUGCGGCGGAGGGGGCUGGAGGCGGGGCGGAGGGGACGGGACGCGGCGGAGAGGCUGGAGGCGGGACGGGGGCGGGGCGCGGCGGAGGGGGCUGGAGGCGGGGCGGGAUCAAGGAGCGACGGAGGGGGCUGGAGGCGGGGCGGGGGGGGCGGGACGCGGCGGAGAGGCUGGAGGCGGGACGGGGGCGGGGCGGGGCGCGGCGGAGGGAGCUGGAGGCAGGGCGGGAGCAGGGAGCGACGGUGGGGGGCUGGAGGCGGGACGCAGCCGAGGGGGCUGGAGGCGGGACGGGGGCGGGGCGCGGCGGAGGGGCUGGAGGUUGGGCGCGGCGGAAGGGGCUGGAGGCGGAGCCGGAGCAGGGCGCGACUGCGGGGGCUGGAGGCGGGACGGAGGGGGCUGGAGGCGGGGCGGGGCGCGGCGGAGGGGGCUGGAAGGGGGCGGGGCGCAGCGGAGGGGGCUGGAAGUGGGGUGGUGGGGCGGGGCUCGGAGGAGGGGGCUGGAGACGGGGCGGGGGCGGGGCGCAGCAGGGGGGAUGAGGCGGAACACGGAGAAGGGGGAGGGGCGGAGCGCGGCGGAGAGAUAGGGCGGCGCAGGGGAGCUGGGGGCGGGGCGGAGGGUGUUUGGGUGCGGCGGAGGGAACUGGGGCAGGCGGGACGGGUCUUAGCAAGGAGGGUUGGUGGCAGGUUGGAACGGGGCGGAGGGAUGUUGGGGCGGGGCGGAGGGGGUGAAGCGCUGAUGCUGGAAGGCGGGGCGGAGGCCGGGCCUUAUCACCAAGCUCCCGCCCCACCCCCCGAAUUGGGCGUUUAG
Molecule: messenger RNA, 1098 nt
Organism: Felis catus (domestic cat)
Lineage: Eukaryota; Metazoa; Chordata; Mammalia; Carnivora; Felidae
Product: glycine-rich cell wall structural protein 1.8-like
Exons: 1
Coding region: 1-1098 (365 amino acids)
Source: RefSeq, a predicted model, not a curated record